CAAACGUGCACCCGCCUUCAACUCUACACAAGCAGAUGCUCUGCUUUUACUUUAUGAAAGUUUGAAAAUGCGGUGACUAAAUGUUAUUUGAUAUUGUGCGGUUGUUUUGACUCUCCAUGUUGUAAACAAACAUUCAGUGUAUGUGUACUGUCGUCUCCCUGAGUUACUCGGUAAACGUUGCUAUAGCUACACUCUUGAGAGUUGUGUGUUUACAUGUAGUGCUGUCAUGAUGACAUGAGCCUUUGUCGUAUUUUUUAAUGCUUAAUGUCGAUAGAUAUGUCGGUUGUAAGCUUACAGCUGGGUCAGUGUGGGAAUCAAAUAGGACACGAGCUCUUCAGUGUCAUCAGCGAUGAUUCCAAUGGACCAAACAGAAAGAAAUACAAGCAAUGCAGUGAUGACAGAUUCUUUUAUGAGACAUCUGCUGGAGAACUUGUGGCGCGAGCAGUACUUGUUGAUAUGGAACCUAAGGUGAUCUCUCAAGCAAUAGCCAAGGCUUCAAAAUCUGGAAGGUGGAGAUAUGGAGACAAAGCACAUUUCUCUCAGAAACAGGGCUCUGGAAACAACUGGGCGAAUGGGUUCUGUGUUCAUGGACCACGUCAUGAAGAGGCAGUGGAGGAUCUGGUUCGGAAGGAGAUCGAGCGCUGUGAUCGGCUGGCUGGGAUUUUCACCAUGAUGAGCGUUGCAGGUGGCACUGGUUCUGGUGUGGGUACCUACAUCACUCAACGUUUGAGGGACUUGUAUCCCAAUUCCUUCAUCCUGAAUCAAGUAACAUGGCCAUAUGGAGCUGGUGAGGUAAUCGUGCAAAACUACAACUCUGUGCUGACGCUAUCGCACCUCUACCAGCUCUCUGAUGCUAUUCUGGUUCACGAGAAUGACACUGUGCACAAAAUCUGCAGCCGGCUGAUGAACAUCAAACACAUCUCCAUCAGUGAUGUUAAUAAGGUGAUCGCUCACCAGCUGGCCAGCGUCCUUCAGCCCGCUUAUACCGCUGAUUCACCCUGCCAUUACAGCACGAACCCAAUAGGGGAAUUAAUGAGUUCUUUGGUGAGCCAUCCUGAGUACAAACUGCUCAGCUUAUGUAACAUUCCUCAGAUGUCCAGCACAUCCCUGGCCUAUAGUGUAUUUAACUGGCCUGGGCUGCUCAAGCAUUUACGUCAAAUGCUCAUUGCAAGCGCUAGGAUGGAGGAAGGCAUUGACUGGACUGUAAGCGCCCCAUCAGCGGUCACAUCUGGAGGAGAGAGUGCAACAAACAGCAGGCAUAAAAAUUUCAAUAUAUCACUUGCUAAUCUUCUAAUACUGCGGGGGAAAGAUGUUUCUACUGCGGUUACAGAUGGUUUUAAGGAUCCUACGUUAUAUGUGCCGUGGCUUAAAACUGAAAAUAGUUUCAGCACAUGGACCUGUCCUGUAGCCUUCAAUGGAUAUGAAAAGUCUGCCACUUUGGUCAGUAACAGCCAGUCCCUUUUGAAACCCCUGGACAAUAUAGUGAGGAAGGCUUGGAACAUGUUUGCAUCAAGGGCCUAUGUUCAUCAGUAUACAAAGUUUGGGAUCUCUGAGGAGGAUUUUCUGGACAGUUUUACAGCACUAGAACAGAUCAUCUCCAGCUACACACACCUUUGAUUGACCUGAUCAUACACAGCUCAUCAUAAAGAUUAUGACAAAACUAAUUUCAUAUGAAUCCAUAUGAUGUGCCUUUAUCUGCCCCUGGAGAAAUUACAUUUGUUUAAAUGGGGCUGUUAAAUUAAUCAUGUUAUGUUACAUAUUUCUGUUAUUUAUAGCUAUACGUAUACAAUAGAUAUUUUCUAAAUGAUUUGAAAAUGUUAAUGAAAUAAAAGCCAUGUUUAAUUCAGAUGCGUAUUCAGUUUUUAUACUUUUGAAUACCCAUACUGCAAUGUCAGCACAAGAAAUUUUAAAUUAAAAAUAACAUGACUUGCAAAACAUUUUAGUAUUAGACGACAGUGUAAGUACUGGUAUCAAUGAUAUGUGGCCUUCACUGAUAGUAGUACAAAGAUGCUAUUAAACUCAUUUAAAAUACACCAUCUUGUUAACAUAUAAAUGUAUUAUUAGGUGAUUAAUUGUGAUUAAGUAGAGAAAAAUGUGAGUAAUUUGUUAA
Molecule: messenger RNA, 2110 nt
Organism: Labeo rohita (rohu)
Lineage: Eukaryota; Metazoa; Chordata; Actinopteri; Cypriniformes; Cyprinidae
Gene: tubd1
Product: tubulin, delta 1
Exons: 8
Coding region: 265-1617 (450 amino acids)
Biological process (GO): mitotic cell cycle; microtubule cytoskeleton organization
Cellular component (GO): microtubule; cytoplasm
Molecular function (GO): GTP binding; structural constituent of cytoskeleton
Source: RefSeq, a predicted model, not a curated record